This is a messenger RNA of Aspergillus piperis CBS 112811, 918 nucleotides long. RefSeq names its product putative histone h1.3. The record is from RefSeq and is a predicted model, not a curated record. Bases 180 to 827 code for a protein of 215 amino acids. The transcript has 3 exons. NCBI's taxonomy places the organism in Eukaryota, Fungi, Ascomycota, Eurotiomycetes, Eurotiales, Aspergillaceae.
UUCGUGGCAACACAGUUCUUUCCUCGCCAAGGACUUUACCUGUUUAUCAUCUACACGCAGCCAACUCUCACCUCUGAUUCCACUUUUUCCCUUACUUCUUUCUCGUUUACCAUUCCUUACUUCACCCCAAGUCGCUCCUACCAUUACAUUCUAUUCUCCACUACGUCCCGCACAUCAUCAUGUCUGCACUAAAGCCCAACCAACCCGAAACCCUUCUGGGGCUGAGUAUGGCCGAAGCGCGGAUGAUCAUUCUCGGUGUACUGAGUUCCGAUAAAUCUGGCAAAGUUGACUUUGAUAAGAUGGCCGUCAAGGGAGGCUACAAGAACGCUCAAUCUGCCAGUACUCUUUAUCACAAGGCCAAGCGUAGGCUUUUCGAUAUCCAUAAUACCCCGGCCGAUCAAGAAGCUGGUACCUCUAUCAGUCCUGCAAAGGAAUCCGCUUCCACCACUGCCACUCCCAAGAAAACGCCCGCAAAGCGUGGCAAAGACAAGGCUGUCGCCGAUGAUGACAACACUGGUGCUAUCGAGACUACUCCAACUCCUUCCAAGGGGAAGCGUCAGAAGACGGCAGCUACCCCGAAGACCCCGAAGACCCCUCGUUCUGCGCCGAAGGCUGUGAAGACAAAGGCUCCAAAGCCUGGAGGCGACACUACCCCCACUCCAGUCGAAGGCAAAGUCGCCGUGAAGAAGGAAGAACACGAUACGGAGCUCGAAAAAAGUACCGUCAAGGAGGAGUCGAAAUCUUCUGAUGACGAGAAACUUAUGAGUACCAGCCAGAUGAGUGCAGAGUUCUCUGUCAUGGGACAGUGUCCAGACACUCCCAAGUAAAUGAGUCUGACUUGAAGAGUCUGGUAGCGUGGUCCUGUGCUUCUCGUCAGGCCGAGUGCUCUAUGGAAAGAUUACACAGCAGUUUCUUAUG